Solanum dulcamara is the source of this 1329-nucleotide messenger RNA. RefSeq lists its product as uncharacterized. NCBI's taxonomy places the organism in Eukaryota, Viridiplantae, Streptophyta, Magnoliopsida, Solanales, Solanaceae. Bases 328 to 1071 code for a protein of 247 amino acids. The record is from RefSeq and is a predicted model, not a curated record. The transcript has a single exon.
AUUACUCCAUCUGACUGAGAUUUCACAACGUCCGCACAAAGUCUUUUCUGCUCCAUAACCCUCACCCCUCCUCCCAAAAAGUUAAAAAUUAUCUCAAACCCCACUAACUCCAUCUAUCUUUUUCUUUAGAACUGUGUCUAUUCUUUUAACGUAUUUCUUCUUUCUUCAUUGAUUGUUGACUCCUGAGGAAUCCUAUGCGUUACCCUCUACGCUUUCUUCUUUCCCUCUUUGUUUAUGUAUGUAUUGCCACAGAUCUGAGUUUUUGGGUCUCCCAGAAAUUCCUCAUUAUUCACCCAUAAACCAACUCAAACUUUUUCUGAUAAUUGAAUGGAAACCAAUACUAGUCUAAGAACUUUGAUGUUUAAUGAUAAAAUCGAUACUCCAAACCUUGCAGAUUUUCUCAGAGUCAAACAAGACAACAAUAAUCUUGCAGGCCUUACGUUAGGCGCUGUGUUGAGCAACAAACGAGAAUCUUCUUCUUCUCCUGUUCACCACUCCAACACAACUCUUCUGGAUAUCAUUCGAGACGAUCCCAACAGCAGCACCAGAAAAACCAAGAAAUGGAAACAUUUCAGAAACAAACUCCGUCUCAAACCUAACAUUUCCAUUCAACACCAUAACAAUCCAAUAACUCCGGUUGGUGGGGCGGAGGAGAUAUCUGUAUCUGGGUCAACAAGUAGAAUAUUGGAUGAAACUGCAGAGAGUAAUGGAGAAGAAAUUGGAUUAGAGUUGGAGGAUCAACCGGCGCGAAUGUCAUUGAUGGCCCUGUUAACAGAGAAUGAUGGAGAUGAGUCAGCCUAUAUGAUGGAAGACGGAGAUGAAGAAGAAGAUGAAUUGGAUGAUGAUGAUGAUAAUGGAGUUGCCGGCGCCGAUGCCGAUGCCAGCUCUGUUGCCGUUGCCGUUGCCGGAGAAUAUAACAAUUGUUGUGUGUGUAUGGUGAGACAUAAGGGUGCUGCAUUUAUACCUUGUGGACAUACAUUUUGCAGGUUGUGUUCGAGGGAACUUUGGGUUCAAAGGGGUAAUUGUCCACUCUGCAACAAUUUUAUACUAGAAGUUCUCGAUAUUUUCUGAUCAAUCUUACCCUUUUCUUCUUUAAUUUUUCACUUUUAUUUUAUCUUCUUCUUGAUUUCCCCCAUCUUGUUUAUGGGAGGAUUGUUACUUCAUUUCAUUUGUAUGUGGUUUUUAUAUCCUAUUGUUGAUUAACCAAAUUAAGUAGAAUUGUAAACGAGUUUGUAUGUGUAUAUUGUACCUUUGUCUUUUAUAGACUAAUAUGUUCAAAAUUUGAAUAGAAAAGGGAGUGAAGGAACAAUGGCAUUAUUUGAGGUCACA